AAACCGUUGUGUAAACUGUAAAGCGUAAACCUCAGGUGCGAACUGCUGUUGUGCGUGAAUUUAAAAACUAUAAAUGUUCAAUAUAUUUUAAAAUUUAACUGAAAUAAAUAGUUUUAUAAAUAAAAAUGACAAAAACAGUGAAGAAAUCAAACUACACUGAACCUUCUGCAUUCGGUAAAUUUUAUUUAAUAGCAUAUAACGGAAUCCAAAGUUUAGGAUGGUCAUAUUUAUUAUGGCAGACAAUUGUUCACUUUUUAAAUCGUGGGUCAUUAGAUACAUUCUGGAAUGAAAUAAAAUGGACAGUAUAUAUAUUUCAAAAUGCAGCAGUUUUAGAGAUACUCCACGCAGCAAUAGGACUGGUACCAUCAGGUGUAUUUAUUGUUCUUAUGCAAGUAUUCUCGAGGGUGUUCUUAGUAUGUGGAUCGCUAUUGGUCGCCCAUGGGCCGACUGUUAGUCCUGGACUUCCGUUAUGUAUCGUCGCCUGGGCGGUCACAGAGAUAAUACGUUAUGCGUAUUAUGCGCUGAAUAUUCUGAAGUGUGUACCAGAGCCUUUGAAGUUCUUACGGUACUCAACAUUCCUGUUACUCUAUCCCGUAGGAAUAACAGGCGAGCUUUUGUGCCUGUAUUAUACCCUAGAUGAUGUCAUAGAACAUAAUCUUUUCACAAUAUCAAUGCCGAACUCGUGGAAUUUCAUAUUUAAUUAUUAUUAUUUCCUUGUCUUCUAUAUGUUCUUGUAUAUUCCUCUGUUCCCUGUGCUGUUUGGUCAUAUGUUGAAGCAGAGGAAGAAAAUGUUGUUCGACGAGAAGAAAUCUAAAUAAAUAUAAAAUGCACUUAUUUAAAGAUUUUAGGUUUAUUUUAAAAGGCAAUUACAAUGUAUUAAAGUAUGUUUAGUAAAUUUUACUCAUGGCAUUACUUUAAUGAAAUCGCAUUAUAAUAUCUUCUGAAAACCAUCGAAUCAAGACGAUAUUUCAAUUUGAAUUCAGCUUGACUUACUCUGUGGCCGAUUUUGGACAGAUGUUCAAAUGAAACCCGUUUGAAGUGUCAACUGCUCGAGUAAAACAAGGCUGAAGUAAUACUUGAAUUUAACAAGACACGAAUAAUAUAAAAACGAUCUUAAUUCUAUGCAAUAAGGUUUUAUUUCUAAUAAGUUAUAGGAAUAGUUCAAUAAUAAUUUGUGUAGUAACUGCGGAUUGAAAUGAGUCUUGACUCGAUUAAUAAACAUAUUUUUGUCUAUGCUAAGUUUGACGUACCAUUUUUGACAGACUGUAAAAUAUAGAGAGUAGAGACAUACAGAUAAGUCAUGGUAAAGAAUCUAUGACAUUGUUCUUGUCUUUGAAUGUUUAAGUUAUUUAUUUUAAUUAAAUUUUUUUUGUUGCUCAAAAGUAAUUAUAUUUUAAUAUAUGAAAUGGUAGAAUUGUUUUAUUUUUUAUUGGUCUUUAAAUGAAUUAUCAUAUUGAUAAGUGGGUUAUGGGUUCUGGCCUCAUAUUAUGGACUUAUAGCGACGUAAGAUUUAGAGUAAGUCUAAGACUGGGUGUGACGUAUGUCAAAAAUGGAUUAUGACAGAUGGGAGUCAUUCGUGCGUUCUCCUUUCUAAAUGUGUUAAUACGUAGGCAGAAAUGUCACUGUCCUUAGAGGCCUUAUUAUAACAGUAUGUUUGUCUUUUUUUAAAAAUAAAAUGUUAAAAGAGAAA
Pieris rapae (cabbage white) is the source of this 1690-nucleotide messenger RNA. RefSeq names its product very-long-chain (3R)-3-hydroxyacyl-CoA dehydratase hpo-8 (gene Hacd1). Gene Ontology annotation, biological process: sphingolipid biosynthetic process; fatty acid elongation; very long-chain fatty acid biosynthetic process. The record is from RefSeq and is a predicted model, not a curated record. The transcript is spliced from 4 exons. Gene Ontology annotation, molecular function: 3-hydroxyacyl-CoA dehydratase activity. Bases 126 to 818 code for a protein of 230 amino acids. Lineage: Eukaryota; Metazoa; Arthropoda; Insecta; Lepidoptera; Pieridae. Gene Ontology annotation, cellular component: endoplasmic reticulum membrane.